This is a messenger RNA of Macadamia integrifolia, 774 nucleotides long. RefSeq names its product glutamic acid-rich protein-like. Bases 1 to 774 code for a protein of 257 amino acids. The record is from RefSeq and is a predicted model, not a curated record. The transcript has a single exon. Lineage: Eukaryota; Viridiplantae; Streptophyta; Magnoliopsida; Proteales; Proteaceae.
AUGGAGAAAACUCUGAUAAAUCUAGGGAAGCCCAUUAGAGCAAAUCCCAUAGAGAAACCUUACAGUAAGUCAAAUAGAUUCUCUAUAUCAGCCUUUGUAUUCUUCAUCUUCAUAUGUUUCUCUAUGAUCCAUUUCCAUCCUUCUCCUUCUAAACUCUUCCACAACACCAAAUUCUGGUUCUUUCUCUCCAACGCCCUCAUUCUUAUCAUCGCCGCCGAUUCCGGUGCCUUCUCUUCUUCCGAACAGAAAUAUGAUCUCUGUGAGGAGUACUUGAUGAACAGCAGAGCAAGGAUUAAUGCUUCAUCAUUUGUCAAGGAGCCCCUGCCGGAAAAUGUUGCUAAAGGUGGCGGCGGCGAUCUUGAGAAGUCACUGGCUAUUCACACAGAGAGCAAAACAUUACAUGAAAGUAUCCCAGAAGACAUCUCUUAUAAGAGUGAGAAUUCUGAAAGUUUGGAAGAGAAUACAAGUGGAACAAGUAGAGAAGAGGAAACCCAUGUUGAAGAUGAAGCUUGUCAAGAAAAGGAAGAGGAAACCCAUGUUGAAGAUGAAGCUUGUCAAGCAAAGGAAAAGGAAACCCAUGUUGAAGAUGAAGCUUGUCAAGCAAAGGAAGUUCCUUGUUUGGAAACUGAAGAGGAUGAGCUGAGGUCUCAAGAGAACGAAUUCUCAGCCAUGUCUGAUGAAGAGCUUAACAGAAGAGUUGAGGAGUUCAUAAGGUUUAAUAGGCAAAUGAGACUUCAAGAGAGUAGGAUGCUUGUACUGGUUGGAGAUAAUUAG